This is a messenger RNA of Fusarium proliferatum ET1, 264 nucleotides long. RefSeq lists its product as uncharacterized. Bases 1 to 264 code for a protein of 87 amino acids. NCBI's taxonomy places the organism in Eukaryota, Fungi, Ascomycota, Sordariomycetes, Hypocreales, Nectriaceae. The record is from RefSeq and is a predicted model, not a curated record. The transcript is spliced from 2 exons.
AUGACUUCGACAGAGCUCAAAAUCAGCUACCCCACUAAAGCCGUACACAGCGCCGUCAAAGCAGCCAAGGACACCGAUGAACGUGCACCUCAGAGGAUGAACGGCGGGCUUAUAGAAGCCGCAAACACCGGUCAAGCUUUACCUGACAUGGUGCAAAAGCUUCGCAUUGCGGCAAGGGAGAUUGUUCUUAUAAGCGACGCGGGGAGUUCGGUACACCAAGCAGUCAUUCAACCCGCGCCAUCGCCCCCAAUCGCAGGCGACUAG